GUGUGGUCAGUGCGUGCAACAGUUCAGCCAAUGCAACACCAUCUACCCCAUCAAAAUAUCCAUCCGUUAUUUUCAACACGUGAUAACUCCACCACUAUAACAGCUCUUGUAAAAGCGAUUGCGGUAAUCAAUUCGCAAGAUGCAGAAGGUCAACUUUCAUAUCGCGCAGCUGCAAAAAAGUUUGGUGUUAAUAUUAUAAUAUUAACGCGCUAG
Messenger RNA from Bipolaris zeicola 26-R-13, 213 nucleotides. RefSeq lists its product as uncharacterized. The record is from RefSeq and is a predicted model, not a curated record. The transcript has a single exon. The annotation marks the transcript as partial. Lineage: Eukaryota; Fungi; Ascomycota; Dothideomycetes; Pleosporales; Pleosporaceae.